Messenger RNA from Penicillium malachiteum, 1128 nucleotides. RefSeq names its product putative cyclin. The record is from RefSeq and is a predicted model, not a curated record. Gene Ontology annotation, biological process: regulation of transcription by RNA polymerase II; positive regulation of DNA-templated transcription, elongation. Gene Ontology annotation, molecular function: cyclin-dependent protein serine/threonine kinase activator activity. The coding region runs from base 1 to 1128 and encodes 375 amino acids. Gene Ontology annotation, cellular component: cyclin/CDK positive transcription elongation factor complex; nucleus. The transcript has 5 exons. Lineage: Eukaryota; Fungi; Ascomycota; Eurotiomycetes; Eurotiales; Aspergillaceae.
AUGGCAGUACCAGGAUACAGCCCCGGGCAUCCGGUCGCGCAGCCCGAGAUGAAAGCUCCAGAGCCUCCAGCCAUCCACCCAUCAUUCAUCCAGGUGGCUAGGCCUUACAUGUUCGAGCAGACGAUUCAAGAUUGCAUGCAGGCCAUGGGGAUGAAUCCCAUGAGAGAAGAAUCUCUGCGACUCCAGGGAGUUUCAUGGAUUGACAAUGUGCGGAGGGUCCUCCACCUGCCUGUCCGGACUUUCAAUACCGCUGCUAUGUACUAUCACCGAUUCCGGUUGAGACAUCCUGAUAACGAAUAUAACUUCAUGGACGCAGCGGCAGCGGCAUUAUUCACCGCAUGCAAGACUGAGGAUACACUCAAAAAGUCCAGAGAUAUCGUUUGUGCAGCAUACAAUCUGAAGAUUCCACCAUCAGAGCACCUGGCACCAGAUGAUCCCGCUUUUGAAACCAAUUCCCGAGGAAUUAUCGGACUUGAAAGGUUAAUGCUGGAGUCCUCUGGUUUCGACUUCCGUACCCGUCACCCUCAUAAAACGCUAUUCAAGCUAGCACGUCAAUACGAGAUUCCAAGAGAAACCCUGAAUCUGGCAUAUCGCAUUUCUCAAGAUCUCUAUCGAACAUACGCACCCUUGAAACAAUCAACCUCAACAUUAGCAUUUGCCUGUCUCGAGCUCGCAGGUCGACUCAUGGACCAGCGCAUCGAAGUCGUCGAUUCAGGAAAGGAUUAUGCACAAUGGGAAACCCGCCGGAAUCAAGUGAUGGAACUCUACACACACCAUCGCUCCGCCACAUCCGUCGGUCCACAUUUCCCAGCAGACAGAUUCUUAACCGUGCGCAUCCCACUAAAUCAAGAAGCGAGCGAAAAUAAGAUCCCCAGAUUCGAGUUCUGGACUGAGAGACCGCGUAACAAGGCGCCGAAUGCGCCAAAUCUUGGUGGUAAACCUGAGCCUCCGACACGUCUCUUACAUCCAUUAACGCCUGUGGCUGCUAAUGGCGAGCGUCAUCGUCCGGACCGUGGUCGUGAUGCUGCUGUGCGCUUUAUGCUUGAUCCUGAUCAAGCGGCUAGUGAGAAGAGGCAGGUUGAGGAGUAUUUUAAGGUUGAGAUUGAGGAGUAUGAGGUUGAAGAGUAG